AAACAUAGGUCAACUCCCCUUGGUCAGUUGUGUUAAUGUAAGUUUAGCGGCCAUGACAUUUUCGAAUCCCAUGAUGGCAUUUGAACCACGCACCUUCGGACGAGUUGUCCCCAUGUGUCCAGGAUAACCUGACAAGACCUGUCCACGGGAACUGUUUCGUCACAACACUCUCCCCAAGCCAGGAGGCCUGCUCCCUGACAAAUACUCACAGCCUACCUACCAGGGUGCAACUGUACUUGCCAAGCAGGUAGCAGGCAGCAAAUACAUAUCGGGGAAUCCCUUUCAACUAAAGAAUGCAUCUGUAGGAGUUGUGCUCUGUGUCAUCUAUCAGCUGCUUGAAAGCCAUGCUUGAAUCCACAUUGCUCUAUUGUAGCAAUCUUUGUCGACCCAAUGAAGCAUUGCAGGUAUGCAACAGACAUGGUGACUAGCGGGAACUCCUUACAGUGGCGGAGUGUGUUAGCUGAGUGUGAAGUAUACGUGUAAGUUGCCAUGCAUUAAGUAAUGCAGCUUCUUUCCAGCAAGUUGAUGAUCACACAAAGAGACAUGUUCAUCAUCACAGGAAGGGAUAACUGCUUGCUGGACUAACUGACCAUCUUAUGUAAGAUUGUGGGGACAUAGAGUAAUACCGCCACCAUGGGCAACAAGUCCGGCAAGCAAGAGUAUACUAUAGAUGAUGACACUGCCAGCACGGUGUCAUCUAGCUCACGAAGAGGUCACUUUAUCAGACCUGUGGGGAAACGUGAUCAAGAGGUUCUAAAGCAGUAUGAAACCAGAGGAGAGGAACAGUUUCCUAGAGGACCAGAACAAUUCCCUGGAAGAAUGGAACAGUUUCCCAGAGCAAAUCAGGCCCGGCGGCUAUCAGAACAGUUUCCUAGAGGACCAGAACAAAUUCCUAGAGGACCAGAACAGUUUCCUAGAGGACCAGAACAGUUUCCUAGAGGACCAGAACAGUUUCCAAGAGGACCAGAACAGUUUCCUAGAGGACCAGGACAGUUUCCAAGAGGACCAGAACAGCCUCCUAGAGGAUCAGAACAGUUUCCUAGAGGACCAGAACAGUUUCCAAGAGGACUAGAACAGCUUCCUAGAGGAUCAGAACAGUUUCCUAGAGGACCAGAACAGUUUCCAAGAGGACCAGAACAGUUUCCUAGAGGACAAGAACAGUUUCCUGGAGUAACAGACCCAAGUUCUAAGACAACAGAGUAUUUCCCUCGGACAGUAGAACAGUUGUCUGGUCGUAAGAUGACAGACAGUGUGGAGGCCUCUUCCCAAAUGAGUUCAGGAUAUGUGUCCCAGAGUAGCUCUGGUGCAUCAUCUCAAGGUGUUGUGGCAACAUCAUCGCCCUCAAAAGCUUCUCCGAAAUUCCAAACUCCACUCACAGAACAUGAUAAUCCACAUGCAAAUCAUUUGAUAGCAAGACGUUCCAGGUCUGUGGAUCACACUUUAGAUCCACCGCAGUUGUCUCCACAAGCUAUCGAUUCCUAUAACAAGGGCAUGAAUGAGACUUCUCCCAUAAGUAUACCUGGUUUUGAUAGGAGACUAUCACAAGAUGAGUUUGGGCAUAAUCCUCUGUUAAAAUCAUUACCACAGUUAAAAAACAGAGAAUCGCCUAAACUACCUCCAAAGCUACAUUCUCCAAAAUCUUCACCCAAAAUUACUCGGAUCAAUGUAAGUGGACAUAGUGGUGCUAGUAGUAUGUCCAGAAAUUUCUCAUCUCCGAAACUUGCUCGGCGUGCUACUAAACGUCUUCCAGGACAGCAGCUGAAACUGACAAAGUCCUUUGAAGAUCUGCAGUUGAUAAUGCCUGAACUGGACAACCCAACUCUUCCAAAUGAAACCAAGCCUGUUAUCUUCCUGGCAAUGUACGACUUCGAGGCAAUUAACGAUGAUGACUUGUCCUUUGUGAAAGGGGACCGACUCCGGAAGGUUAACGCCAGCGACACAGCUGAUUGGGUGAUAUGCAGCAGCUUGACCAAUGGGAAGAGAGGCUACAUCCCUGUCAACUAUGUGAAGGUGGAUGAUAACUCCCCACAGGCUCAGGACUGGUGGUUCGACUGUAGUCGGCAUGACGGGGAGGCGUGGCUGAAGAGGGAGGGUGUGAUGACAGGCAGCUUUCUCAUCAGGGCUUCCGCAGACAAAAAUUCCUAUGCACUGUCUGUGAGGUGUCUGGAACCAGAUGGUAGAACACCAUCCAUCCGCCAUUACAAGAUACGCAAGUCCGCUGAUGGACAAGUGUACAUUGGAGUUAGGAAACUGUUCCCUGAUGUCAUCUCGCUUGUGGAACAUUAUCAGAAGAAGGAAGACGGCCUGGUGUGUCGACUCAGUGAGCCCUGUCCCCGCACGGCCCCCGUCACCCAUCUCCGCAGUAUGGAGGUGAGCCGGGAGAACAUCCGCAAGACAGAGAAGCUGGGGGCAGGAUACUUCGGGGAAGUGUGGAAAGGAAAGCUCCGAGGGAAACUUGAUAUUGCCAUUAAGAUGCUGAAACCUGGGAGAAUGACUGUGAAAGAAUUCAUCCGUGAGGCGAGGACAAUGAACAAGUUACGUCACGUCCGCCUGGUGCAGCUUCUGGCUGUGUGUACGAACUGUGAACCUGUGCUGCUCAUCACGGAGUACAUGGCCAAUGGAUCCCUACUGGACUUCCUUCGGCGAGACAGGCGUACGAAGCUCGAACAUACCAUGAUGCUUAAUAUGACUCGGCAGAUAGCAGAAGGAAUGGCGUAUCUUGAAUCUCGCAACUUCAUCCAUCGUGACCUCCGUGCUGGCAACAUCCUGGUCGGGGAACAUUACGAUGUGAAGGUCGCUGACUUCGGACUGGCCAGGGUUGUUGAUGAUGGACAGUAUGUAGCUGGAGGUACGCGGUUCCCGAUCAAGUGGACUGCCCCUGAGGGAGUGUUGUACAGCAAGUUCAGCAUCAAGUCGGACGUGUGGUCCUUUGGUAUCCUCAUGUAUGAGAUUGCAACAUCAGGAAAGGAACCGUAUGCAGGUAUGAGACCGUCAGAAGCUGUGGAUGAGAUUCAGAGAGGAUACCGCCUUCCGAAGCCACAGGAACACUGGCUUCCUGAGCAGAUCGACCCGUACUAUUUGAUCAUGCAACAGUGUUGGAAGUACGACCCAGUGACAAGACCCUCCUUCUUCCAUAUACACACAUUGUUUGAAGACUUCAAGGUCCAGAUGGAGAGAGACUAUGGAGAUGUGUGAGGAUUCGGGUGGACACAGCUGCAGGGUUAGAAAAGAUGCGGUGAGAUAAAUAUGUGACAGGACUGAUCAGGAUCUUGAAGAGAUCUGGCCCUCCUUACAAUCUAAGGAAUGCAAGAUCAGAGUAUAGUUUCAGUAAACUAUGUGAGACACAUGUUUGGAAGUAUUGACUACAUCCGGUAACUCAACAGGGUGCCGUUGUUGAAAACAACCUUAGCGCUGUGACUGUCAUAAGUCUAUGUUAAGGUAUGGGAGUUACGAUCACAUUUGCGCUAAGAUUGCUUUGUACAAUGGCACUCAGGACAUGAAAUAAGAUGUGACUGGUAUUUCUGUUGGCCUUGGACCAUAGGACCAGCAGUUAAACACCUGCUUGACUGAGUCACCAUGAUGCAGAAUCUUGAAUGGUGUGAUGGAGAUUGAGAUGGAGACGGUGAUGGAGGCGUUGAUGGAAACGAUGAUGGAGACGGUGAUAGGGACGGCGAUGGAGGCGGUGAUGGAGACUGUGAUGGGGACGGUGAUGGAGACAGAGAUGGAGACGGCGAUUGGAGAUGGUGAUGGAGACGGUGAUGGAGAUGGAGAUGGAGAUGGCGCACUCGACAAAUGGAAAGGAUCUCCAAACACUUUUGAAAAUAACUUACUUUUCAGCAAGCUACUUCUGAUCUUCAUAUGGAAUAUCAACAGUGAUUUUCUUCAAGUGAUCAAAUUUGGAAAUAUAUAUUGUGACUUCUUGGUUCUUCUUGGUACUACCUCCACAGUUUCUUGCCUCUAUGGUGACCAUCCAGUGUUGUAUCUCAUGGUGUCGUCAGUAAUUUACCUGUGUAGUAACUCGGACACUGACUCAGGUUGGUUGAGAUUUCCAUCAUCAAAUUGAUUGCUAAUAAUUUGAGAUUCACAGAUCCCAAAGUGGUGUGUUAUGGCUGACGUCCACUCCAAUAAUAUCCAUGUGACCUUGGAUAUCUGUUUUGACUAAUAAUAUCAACAGUGUGAUACCCAUGAUAAUGAUACCCACAAUGACCAUGGUAUCAAAUUGUGAUAUCAAUGUGUGAAGCUAUCCCCAUAAUUAUAAGGAUAUCAAUAGUGACUUUGUGAUAUCACAUAAGCUUGUGAUAUCCAUAAUGUAGGCCAACUGCAUCAAUCUCAUUCAGUGUAUAAUCAGUCAAUAGUCAGUGAGUCACUGGAUAUCAUCAUAAUAUUACACAUUCAUCAUGUCCUUAUCAACCACAACGACACGUAUUAUGUAUAAACUCUUACGUCUCACUUCUCAGAAGACAUCUCGGUGACUGAAAUAUUCUUCAUGUGGCUGCUGAAUGGCAGUGUGGAUGUGUUGUGUCAUUGUGUACCGAUUGACCUUGACGAGUCAUACCCCUGACUCUUGUGGACUGCUCAAUAAAGACAAGGAAGAAGGAAACUCACUCGUGAAUAUUGUAACAUGUGUGAACAUUAUUACAUUGAUUGUACAUAUAUAUAUAUGUAUUUACUCAGCAGUUGGACAACAAUCAGAACAUCAACAAAAAAAGCUCUGAUUUGGCAGA
Molecule: messenger RNA, 4724 nt
Organism: Haliotis rufescens (red abalone)
Lineage: Eukaryota; Metazoa; Mollusca; Gastropoda; Lepetellida; Haliotidae
Product: tyrosine-protein kinase STK-like
Exons: 12
Coding region: 634-3195 (853 amino acids)
Biological process (GO): cell differentiation; innate immune response; protein phosphorylation
Cellular component (GO): extrinsic component of cytoplasmic side of plasma membrane
Molecular function (GO): signaling receptor binding; ATP binding; non-membrane spanning protein tyrosine kinase activity
Source: RefSeq, a predicted model, not a curated record